CAUUUGAAUUUCAGUUUUCUCCUUAAGACAUGCACACCUGCAUUUAAUUUCACUCAUGUGAUGGCUUCCAUCUCUCUCUCCGUCUCUCCAAUACUAACUGCACUUUGCUUCUUAUUCUUCUUUGUCUUCUUUCUUCACCACCCAACCUCAGGCUCAUCAGGUAACGCCCCACACGUAACUCGCAAUCGGAAGUGGAUGCGUUUCGGGAGUGCGGAUAUUGGUUUUAAACCCUGCAAGGCGUCGGACAUUGUGGUUUCACAAGCAGCUGGAAGUCCGUUACCAGACGGAAUCCCUACGUUCUCCGUCCAGAUCAGCAGCACGUGCUCAUCGAAAUGCCCGAUCUGGGGCGUCCACGUGUCGUGCGGGCUGUUCGCGUCUGCCAAGCUGGUGAAUCCCAGGAUCUUCCGUCGGGUGGGCCCGGGCGACUGCAUCGUCAACGAUGGGAAACCUCUAGAGAGUGGGGUCAGCCUUUCUUUCAUUUACGCCAACUCCUUCAGCUAUCCGAUGUAUGUGUCACGUGCUAACAUUUGCUAGCACGUGAGCUUGAGGUUUUUGGGAAAAAGGGCAAUGCGGGAAUGUUAUUUUUGUGAUUUUGAGAAAAA
Molecule: messenger RNA, 602 nt
Organism: Magnolia sinica
Lineage: Eukaryota; Viridiplantae; Streptophyta; Magnoliopsida; Magnoliales; Magnoliaceae
Product: TPD1 protein homolog 1-like
Exons: 3
Coding region: 61-534 (157 amino acids)
Biological process (GO): cell fate determination
Source: RefSeq, a predicted model, not a curated record